AUGAUAGCGGACCAGACAGAUGCUUCUGUGACGUCCAACCUGCCAAACCACGAACAGACGGCACUACAUACCCACUACAAGCGAACCAAAACACAAGGUGAGAGACAAUAUAGCUGACAGAGACACAUGAGAUAAAGACCAACCAUUACCCACAAGGGUAUACAUACCAGUAUCGAGAAAGCCUGCUGGCGACUCUGAUGGAGAGAACGCCAACCCCAACCCCUACCCACGGAGCGGCCAGACGCUCAUCCCCAUUUCCUACUGGCCACUAGAUAAGUCCAGUAGCCCACCCUAUCUUGCCUCCUCCGUACAGCCCUUACCUGUCAACCCUCCCUUCCUCCUUUUCCCCCGGACGAGGCCACUGACACCCCCCCCCCGCAGACCAACAGCCUAGGACCGCCCAGGCACACAACCCAUAUACACCCACACCUAUCACUCCUAAACCACACGAGCACAGCACUGACAUAAUGCCGAUGAACUUACGCUGCAUGUCCAUUAACGCAAAAGGGCUAAACUCACCCACUAAGAGACAUAGCAUACUAAGAUGGGCACACAAACAAAACAUAGACAUCCUCCUUAUACAGGAAACCCACUUCACGACCCGCCGCGCUUUCCCCCUCACAAACAGGUACCAUAAGAAAAGUUACAUGGCUCCCUCCCCACACUCCAAAACAAAGGGGGUCGCAAUCAUUUUGAAAUCCAGCUGCCCCCUCUCAGACAUUACCUAUAUACGCACCCACAACAACGUAGAGUCCCUCCACACCCGCAUGGACAAGUUCCUACAGAAUGCGACACUCCCCUCCAUGACCCACAAGGCUAAAGCCGCAAUGGGACAAGAGGUCACAGUGGAGGAGAUGACACUGGCACUUAGAUCCUUCAAACCCAACAAGAGCCCAGGGCCUGACGGCUAUUCAGCCUUAUGA
Messenger RNA from Pelobates cultripes (western spadefoot toad), 923 nucleotides. The record is from the annotation of a GenBank genome assembly. Lineage: Eukaryota; Metazoa; Chordata; Amphibia; Anura; Pelobatidae.